CACUUUGCUCGCUCGCAGUCUAACCACGAAAAGUGCCAGAGCAACACGCACACCAUUUGCUGCUGCGGACUCGACUCGAAGUGAAAAAUGGCUUUCGGAGACUAUCCGGCGGAGUACAACCCGAAGGUGCACGGACCGUACGAUCCGGCCCGCUUCUACGGCAAGCCGGACACCCCGUUCGGCCAGGUGAAGCUGGGUGAGUUGGGCGCUUGGUUUGGCCGCCGCGACAAGAACCCGCGGGCCGCCGUCGGUGCCGUGAGCCGUUCCUUCUGGAGAUGGCAACACAAGUACUGGCAGCCGAAGCGGAUGGGCAUUGCCCCGUUCUUCCAGGUCAUCGUCGGUGGCAUGGUCUUCUUCUACACCAUCAACUACGGCAAGCUGAAGCACCACAGGAACUACAAGUACCACUAAACGGUGGUUUUUCUGGAGCUGGAAGCGGGCCGGAAGCAGAACUGUCAUUAUGUAAGAAUCGAGUGUGGGAGAAUGUUUUGUGCCGCUAGAUCUGGCCAACGGAAACCGGCCUGUUAGGGAUGGGAGAAACGUGUAGGCAUUGAUUGCCGGAAGGAUAUCGUGAGGUGGAAUUCUGGUAAUUUAAUUCGAGUAAAGAAUUAUGUAAUUCGAGAAAAUAAUAAAAAAAAAAUGUCGAAAAUAUGAAA
Culex quinquefasciatus (southern house mosquito) is the source of this 656-nucleotide messenger RNA. RefSeq names its product putative ATP synthase subunit f, mitochondrial (gene ATPsynF). Gene Ontology annotation, molecular function: proton-transporting ATP synthase activity, rotational mechanism. Lineage: Eukaryota; Metazoa; Arthropoda; Insecta; Diptera; Culicidae. The transcript has a single exon. Bases 88 to 411 code for a protein of 107 amino acids. The record is from RefSeq and is a predicted model, not a curated record. Gene Ontology annotation, biological process: proton motive force-driven mitochondrial ATP synthesis.